Messenger RNA from Necator americanus (New World hookworm), 303 nucleotides. RefSeq lists its product as uncharacterized. The transcript has a single exon. NCBI's taxonomy places the organism in Eukaryota, Metazoa, Nematoda, Chromadorea, Rhabditida, Ancylostomatidae. The record is from RefSeq and is a predicted model, not a curated record. Bases 1 to 303 code for a protein of 100 amino acids.
AUGUGGAUCUCUUCGACAUCUCAAACGGGAAUCAGGGUGGACGGACAGCCGAUAGAACUCGCCGAUGAAUUCUGUUACUUGGGCGGUACGCUAAAGAACAACAGCAGCUACGAGAAAGAUAUUCAGCAAAGAUGCGCUAAGGCCGUUUCCGCAUUCAACUCCUUAACGAAAUGCUUGUGGUCGACCACCAACGAAGUCAAGCUGCGAGUCUACCUAUUCGCAAUUCGCCCCAUCAUGAUGUACGGAUCAGAGACUUCGGCAGUACCUUCUACGGUGGUGAAGAGGCUUGAUUGCACGGAAUGA